Molecule: messenger RNA, 393 nt
Organism: Brenthis ino (lesser marbled fritillary)
Lineage: Eukaryota; Metazoa; Arthropoda; Insecta; Lepidoptera; Nymphalidae
Source: the annotation of a GenBank genome assembly
AUGUCUACGUCACUUGAAAAUCUCGAAACUCAACUUGAGAUGUUCAUAGAAAAUGUAAGACAAAUACGUAUUAUUGUAAGUGAUUUUCAACCGCAGGGACAAAGUGUUUUAAAUCAAAAAAUUCAAUCGUUAGUCACAGGACUACAGGAGGUGGAUAAGUUAAAAGCUCAAGUGCAUGAUAUUUUAGUACCUACUGAAGUUUUUGAUUAUAUUGACCAAGGAAGAAAUCCUCAACUGUAUACAAAAGAUUGCAUUGACAAAGCGCUUGCAAAAAAUGAAGAAGUGAAAGGAAAAAUUGAUUCCUACAAAAGAUUUAAAAGUCACUUACUUUCUGAAUUAUCCAAAACCUUUCCUAAUGAAAUUACUAAAUAUAAGGCUCUUAGAGGUGGAGAA